ACUCACACGCGCGCGCACGCACGCACGCACACACACACACAGACAUAGUGACAGGCGCACACACACUACAGCUUGGCCGGAUCGCUUUAAACUUUGACCACAACUCCAUAACAAAGCGUUUAGAUGUCACAGACUCUCCGGUCUGAUUCACGGCUUUAGUACUAAUGUAGGUUUUUGUACUUUUUACUUUUACACGAAACUUUUCUUGCUUUUUUUUUCUAUCGCGUUCUUUUUCCUGUUUAAUCCGCGCUCUUGUGUGCGCCGUCGCGGCUGUCACUUGUGCGCUGCCACCUCUAUGUGACGCUGGGCGUUUGUCGGUACCAUGGCGGAAGCGGCCCAGCAACAGCAGCAGCAGCUGGUCGACAUCGACCCGGACUUUGAGCCCCUGUCGCGGCCCCGGUCCUGCACUUGGCCGUUGCCGCGGCCCGAGUUCACAAACCCCGCAGACUCGAGCACGUCCUCGCCGGCGCCUUCGGUCAAGCACGAGCCGAGUGGCACAGCUGACUUCCUGACGAGUCUCAGUCUGCUGGAAGAAUCCGAGGACUAUCCUGAUGACAAGCCGCUCGUCUUGUGCUCGGAUUUCCAGUGCCAAGAAAACUGCGGGCACCGACAGCAGCAGCGGCCGCCGAUCCCCGGCGCUCCGCUUCCCCCACAGCAGCAGCAGCAGCAGCAACAGGUGCCGUUACUUUCCUCCUCGUCCACAGCGGCGGCGCAGAGGAAGAGCGGCUCGGCGCGGCGCAACGCCUGGGGCAACAUGUCAUACGCUGACCUGAUCACAAAGGCCAUUGAGAGCUCACCGGAGAAGCGCCUCACUUUGUCUCAGAUCUACGACUGGAUGGUGAAGAGCGUCCCUUAUUUCAAGGACAAGGGCGACAGCAACAGCUCCGCCGGCUGGAAGAACUCGAUCCGGCACAAUCUGUCUCUGCACAGUCGCUUUGUGCGAGUGCAGAAUGAGGGGACGGGGAAAAGCUCAUGGUGGAUGCUCAACCCAGAGGGUGGUAAGAACGGCAAGUCACCUCGUCGUCGUGCCGCGUCCAUGGAUAACACCGGCAAGUUUGCCAAGAGUAGAGGGCGUGCUGCCAAGAAAAAGUUGGGCCUUCAGGGUGGUCCUGAUGCUGGUGCUGAUAGCCCAGGCUCUCAGUAUAGCAAAUGGCCCGGCAGCCCCAACUCACAUAGCAAUGAUGACUUAGAGGCCUGGACAACGUUUCGCCCUCGCACCAGCUCCAACGCCAGCACAGUGAGCGGUCGUCUUUCACCCUUCAUGCCUGAGCAGGAUGACUUGACUGACUCAGACAUGCACAUGGUCUACUCAGGCCCCAGUUCAUCUGCCAAAAUGACCUCUACUCUCCCGAGCCUUUCGGAGAUGACUAGCUCCUUGGCCCAUGGCAGCACAGAGAAUGUGAUGGAAAACCUUCUGGACAAUCUCAACCUGCUCUCGCCAAAUAACCCUGGAUCAGCUGGAGGCCCCAGUUCAAGCUCCAACCAAUCAUCCCCCUCCUCUCUCUUACAGAGCAGCCCUGGAUAUGCACCAUACAGCAACCAGCAACCCCAGCAAGACUACCGCAAGUGCAUGUAUGGCCAGGCCAGCAUGGGAAAUCUGUCCUCUAUAUCAAUGCAGACUAUGGAGAGCAAGCCCUCUUUCCCAGCAUCUUCUGGAUCCAUGGGGCAGUUUAACUGCCCAGCGGGGCUUCUUAAAGAGCUCCUGACCUCUGAUUCAGACCCACAUACAGAACUCAUUCCUUCUGUAGACAGCGUGGUCUCCCACACAGCUGGCAGAGGAGGACGCAUGCUGCCUUAUGGUAGCGGGCGACCCGAACUAAUGGGGGGUGGCACCUCCCAUGGCCAUGUCCUGUCUCACUCUCACAGCAUACAUGGCCAGGCACCACCUACCUCCGUGGCUCUGAAUGGCCGUCCAAUACAUCUUAUGAGCAACAUGACCCACGGAGGACGUAUUGGGUCAGUCAAAUCAGCUAUGCAGAUGCAAUAUGGGGCUUCUGGUCACAUGGCUGGAGGUAGUGGGGCAGGAGGGGGAGGACUCCCUUUCUGCAACAUCAAUGGCAAUGGCUAUGGACCUGGACCAAGCCUGCCCCCCAUUCAGCAUAUGGAAAAGCUGCCAAGCGAUUUAGAUGGCAUGCCUGUGGAGCGCUUUGAGUGUGACAUGGAAUCCAUCCUUCAUGACACACUCAUGGACGGAGACACGUUGGACUUUAACUUUGACUCCAUGUCGAGCCAGCCAGGGUUCCCACCACAUGGGGUCAAGACCACUACUCACAGCUGGGUGUCAGGGUAAAGGAAAGACCUUUCAGCCUCUCAGACAAGAGAGGAAGACCCCAAAGAGGCAAUUCACACACAUUCAAGCUAUGCUCUCUUCAGUCGCUUCUCAUCACAGACAUUCUUCUGCUUUAUCCCAGCUCAGCCAUGGCUGUAAUGUGACUGCACUUUGCCAAGGACGUUCGUUCAGUUGGGAACUGAAGGAGGAGGCUCCUGCUCCAGCAUUGCAAUGCGCCUUCAAACCAAGUGCCAAACCAGGUGCCUGUGCUCCUUAGCCAAAUCAGAUGUGCUUUAUUUUGCUACCAGUGGUCAAAUCAGGGCAAAAAUGGUGUGGUUCACAACUAAGACUUUAUUAACUGCAGCAUGCAUACACUUAUGCAACUACAGAUCUUCAUACUUAUCAGAACCAUCAAUCAAAAUCUCUACUAAAUUCACACUGUGACCAGGUGACACCCUAAAUUAAGGCACCUAUUCUUAAAUUCAUGCCUUUUGUCUUCACCAGCCCUUUAAAACGUCCUUUGCAUGGUUAUGUAUACCUUUGCUGUACAUGUCUAGCAUGCUGUUAGAGUCCAACCUGCUGCCUUUCACUUUCUUAUGUCUACAUUCAAUGCUUUAUGCCAUAGAUAGCUCAAACUUAUCCUUAAUGGGAAAAAGAACUGGAUUCUAAAAAAUUGUGUACAUUUUUUAUUUGGAGAAGGUCCUUUUGUUGGCAGGGCCUGGAAGAAGCUUAGAAAAAACUCUGCCUACUUAGACUAUGUUACAUGAAUUAUUACAUCAUUUUCUGUUUUCUGUUUAUGCAUUUGAAUCACAGCAGACAUACUUCAUACUUUUUAACAAGAUUUUUGAUUAGUCAUGUACAGAAUGUUUACACGAAGAAUUCAGCAAUCAUUGCAGCAGAUUUGACAAGUUUUGUAAAUUGAGAGAAAUUGGAUCUGACGCUUGACUUUUUGGUUGGCUCAUUCUCACUUAUAACUGUGUACACCUUUCCACAUUUCCUGUAAAUAUAUAGUAAAUAUAUAUGGCAGAAGUAUAUAGUUGAUGCAUUCGAAAUUUUGUUAUUGUUUUUUUUUUGUGUGUGUGUGUGUGUGUAUGUGUGUGUAGGGUUGGCUUUAGCUGAGGUUAGUUUAAGCUUGUAAAAUGCAUUUGAACAGUGUUUUGGGGUCCUUAAAGGACAGGUCCACACAUUUUGCAAAGAUUCUUCAUUUGUUUGUAUCCUGAAAGCUCCCUUAAAGAGCCAAUAUGUAUAUAUUUUCUGGCCUUGGGUGCUCUAUUAAUCAGUUGUAUAUGGAAUAUUCUGCCAUCCUAAGAUGCUAUGAUUUAAUAGUGUACCAGUGAUGAGUCUUUAUCUGGUAGACUCCUAUUAUCUGACUUAGCAUGGCAGAAAUUUUGACAAAUUGUUGGACAUGUCCUUUAACAUUUCUCGUAAAGGCCCUCACACAAAAGUCCUGAUGUAGUUAAGAACUACAGUGCAGAUAGGCACUUAUGUUGCACCAUCUGUGCAUGCAGAAAAGCUACAGACCUCUGACUUUAAGAAAGUGUAGUGAAAUGUAUUUAUUUAUUAGCGUGAAGGAGAAGAGACGUGAUUGAGUCAUGUCACAGAUUAAUCAUAGAUUCUUUCUUUCUUUCUUUCUUUCUUUCUUUCUUUCUUUCUUUCCUUUCUUUCUUUCUUUCUUUCUUUCUUUCUUUCUUUCUUUCUUUCUUUCUUUCUUUCUUUCUUUCUUUCUGCAUCUCCCUCUCUCAUAAUUCAGGCACUGUGAUGUACAUGCCAAUAUUUUUGUGAUGUUUCCAAUUACUGAUGUCAGAAAAAAAAAGGAAAAAAAUGCCAUCUCGAAAAAUUCUACCCUCCAUCCUUUUUAGCUGACUUGCCUCACUAUCGUCAUACAACCAUCAUAAAACCCAUUAGCCAUCACUUUGGCUUGUUCAGUCUAGCUACCAUGCUAUUCAGACAAUUAUUGUUGGAAGUUGCCCAGUUCAGAGAAAACAGAUAGCAUGCCUUUGGAAAAUCAAUGUAAUUUCAUAUCAAAUUAUUUACAGUAGUUACUGUUACUUUAACACAGUUAGAUAUAUGUCAGGUUGUUCAGGUUGUCAUGGUUUUAUUGGUGUAUUUCUAAGUUUCAUUGUUGGCUGGAAUUGAGUUCACUGAGGACACCAAUUGUUCUGACUAAACUGAAAACCCUGAAAAACUGGUGUGUCAGAGUAUAUGUCUAAAAGUUCUGGCACACAUCUGGAGACUUGCUGUAGGUGUUAUUUAUAAUGUGCAAAAAAACUGCACAUGUUAAGUCUAGUGGAUCAAAGGUAACAAUGCACCAUCUGCCCAAUUUUUAUAUUUGAAUACCCAAAAGAAUUAAGAGACUGAUAUUUGGUUAAUUGCUAGGGAAGAAAAACAUGUUAAUACUGUAUGAUAUAAUGAAGCAUCAUAUUUUUUUAUUGCAGUUCAGUUUUUAUCUCUGUAUAAAAUGAAAAUCUUGGGUUGUCACUUCAAAUUUAAAUUGUGCUCAGUGUAAAAUUCUGAAAUUGCUUAAUAUAAGCUUCUAAAUCAAAAUAUUUCCAGACAGGAAUUUCUUUGUCCACAUUUUCCAUGCUGACUUCUUGUGCACAUUUGGCAUAACAUGUAUAUGAUUUCAGUACACAAAUACUGGCAUCUCUAACAGAAAUGGGUGCAUAUCCCUAAUCUAUGCAUAAUAAUCACAAUCACAGACUGUUACCCAAUUCACCAAUCAACACACAGAAGUCUAGGGUGGACUCAGUAAACCUUUACAGAUGAGAAUAUAUUACAUAGACAACACCUCAGUAGGAUAAUAUUUUUUGCAUGAUCAGCUUUUAAGAAAUCAUAAGAAUUAUUUAGUGAAUUUAAACAGAAGUACCAAAUGAAAUCAUACCAACAUUAUGAUGCUGAUUAGAUCAAUUCUUUCCACAGAGUGAUUUCCUUUCACACAGUUGGUUUAAAAUUUUGCUUACUAUAUUUACUCAACCUUAAAAGUUCCUGUUUUAUAAUUUUAUAAUGAUAGUUUUAUAAUGAUCUCUCUCUCUCUCUCUCUCUCUCUCUCUUGCGCUCUCCUCUUUCUCUCUCUCUCUCUCUCUCUCUCUCUCUCUCUCUCUCUCUCUCUCUCUCUCUCUCUCUCUCUCUCUGUGUCUCUCUCUUGUGCGCUCCUCUCUCUCUCUCUCUCUCUCUCUCUCUCUCUCUCUCUCAUGCGCUCCGCUCUCUCUGUCUCUCUCUCUGUCUCUCUCUUUCUCUCUCUCUCUCGCUGUCUCUCUCUCGUGCGCUCUCUCUCUCUCUCUCUCUCUCUCUCUUGCGCUCUCCUCUUUCUCUCUCUCUCUCUCUCUCUCUCUCUCUCUCUCUCUCUCUCUCUCUGUGUCUCUCUCUUGUGCGCUCCUCUCUCUCUGUCUCUCUCUCUGUCUCUCUCUCUCUCUCUCGCUGUCUCUCUCUCGUGCGCUCCUCUCUCUCUCUCUCUCUCUCUCUCUCUCUCAUGCGCUCCGCUCUCUCUGUCUCUCUCUCUGUCUCUCUCUUUCUCUCUCUCGUGCGCUCUCUCUCUCUCUCUCUCUCUCUCUCUCUCUCUCUCUUUCUCUCUCUCUCUCUCUCUCACUCUCUCUCUCUAUCUCUCUCUCGUGUGAUAUAU
Messenger RNA from Tachysurus vachellii, 5888 nucleotides. It is a transcript of the gene foxo1a, whose product is annotated as forkhead box O1 a. Gene Ontology annotation, molecular function: RNA polymerase II cis-regulatory region sequence-specific DNA binding; DNA-binding transcription factor activity, RNA polymerase II-specific. Lineage: Eukaryota; Metazoa; Chordata; Actinopteri; Siluriformes; Bagridae. The transcript has 4 exons. Gene Ontology annotation, cellular component: nucleus. The record is from RefSeq and is a predicted model, not a curated record. Gene Ontology annotation, biological process: regulation of transcription by RNA polymerase II. The coding region runs from base 323 to 2290 and encodes 655 amino acids.